UCCUGAUAUGGACAUUAAUCAUUGCCAUCGAUUGUCUGGACUGCGUUUGAAUUUCUUGCAUGGAUUAUUCCUUCAUUAAUACAGAUAUCACUAGCCCAAGCAUGCAAAGCACGCUAUCUUUCAUGCAUGAUGCAGCGUACCCAGAAACAGUCUCUUCCUUGGAGAGGAAAUCCGGCGUGGACCGCUCUGAGACUCGCGCCGAUCAAUCUCAGGAUAGACCUGGUACACUCGGUGUUCUUUCUAUCCCUUCCGAACUCAUACAUCACAUACUUAAAUACCUGGGGAAUGCAGACCUGGUGAACACCGCAAUCGUAUGCCCCGCUUUCCGAUCCAUUUCCCAGCGCGUGAUUUACAGGAACGUCCAACCUACCGAAGACAUGAUUAUACCAUGCCUCAAAUGUUUUGCAUCGUACCCGCAUCUUGCUUCCUGUGCUCGUACUCUGAUCUUGGCUGAUGCUACUCGACAUUAUGACGUAUUCUCCAAUUACUUCAACCUGCUGCGUAGCGCAUUGCUAAACGCUUCUUCGCUUACGGAUCUUACAAUUCUUCUCGACGGCCCCUACGCAAGAUAUUUGCAUGGGUGUUCAUUUCGACUUCGUUCUCUCACUACAACACUCGAUUGGGACAAGGACUUCAUCAAAUUAAUUACAGAGCAGACGGAACUGCGCAAUGCCAUGUUUGGCGGAAAAUUCGUGAAUGAUGUGUCUCCUGCGUCCCCUUUGGUACUGGCCGCAGUGGUUCCGAAUCGAAAAAUCAAGGAAGUGGAGCUCUACGACAUCCUUAAUACUGCAUCGAACAUCCUUUCCUAUUCUACCGGUCCAUUGACCGCACUGCAGCUCAUUACCCGCCUCAGCGACACACCGACAAUCGCAAAGAAUUUGCCCAGACUGAAUUCGUUUGCCUUCUACUCGAGCGAUGGAGUGGUCUCGCAGGAGCUUCUUGAGGCCUUUCCCGAAUUCCUCUCUUGCUUUGAAUGCCUCAAAUCGCUGACACUGAUGUCGCGAAAUAAAGUUGAUGCACUACAUGACAAAACUUUCACGGCCACCCUCGCGUCAAGGUGGCACACGUCAUGUCCCUCUUUGCAAAGUGUCUCACUUGCAGGGUCUAUAUGGUUGCAUAACACCCGGCAUGGUUGGGUGACGUUGGGUGAUCUUGAGCGUCUCUUGCGAGAACGGCAGGGGCUGCUUCUGUCCCGUCAGAGGCACUGGACAAAGGCGGACCCAAAAACGAUUUCACUGGAAGAGGUGAAGAGCAAUCUAGAGGAGAACAAUGAAGAUACAGAGCAAGGAAAUCAGAUGGAGCAGCAGAUGAUCGUGCUUCGUGACAGUCUCCUCCAGUUUGGUGGCCCUUGAUAGGCGAGAUCUUUAUGCUAGGCUACUUAUACAUUCCGACGUGGUAUACUGUGAUUGUAGGAUGAUUAAUCAAGUCUAAGUGAGGUAUGUUUUUGAUUGGACUAGAUUGGACAAAAUGUCGACAUCUGCAAUGUUGUUAUGGAGGACAAGUUGUGGCAAGUCCAUCAUCUCGUCAUAUGAUGCCGGCACCACAGACGUAAUUAAU
This is a messenger RNA of Suillus subaureus, 1557 nucleotides long. RefSeq lists its product as uncharacterized. The record is from RefSeq and is a predicted model, not a curated record. The transcript has 9 exons. Gene Ontology annotation, molecular function: protein binding. Bases 60 to 1352 code for a protein of 430 amino acids. Lineage: Eukaryota; Fungi; Basidiomycota; Agaricomycetes; Boletales; Suillaceae.